AUGGUGGCAGACGCCAGCGUCGCCCUCGCUACGACACCAGCGGGAUUGUCGCCAGUGGCGUCGACUUUGACGCUUCUGGCGGCUGCCGUGGAGGCGGGCGAGGCAGACACAGUGUCGGUGCUCCUGAAGGCGAGGGCGGACCCUUGUGCGGCGACCCCGAAGGGCGUGAGCCCCCUGCACCUGGCCGCCUACUGCGACUCGGCGAGUACCCUCGGCCUGCUGGUCGAGGCAAGAGCCGACGUCGACGCCCCGGACUGCCACGGCCAGUCUCCCAUCUUCUUCGCGGGCACGCCGGAAAUCUGUUCCCAGCUGGAGGCCGCGGGCGCCGACGUGAACCUGCGGAACCGCAGGGGCCAGUCGGCCCUCCACCUCGCUGCGGGCGCUGGCCUCGACGACGUGGUGGCGUGGCUGGCCGCGCGCGUGGCGCCGGGGAUCCUGAACGCCCAGGACAGGCACGGCUGCACCGCCCUGCACUGCGCACGGAGUGGCGGCCUCCGGUCCACGGCGCGGCUUCUGCAGGAGCGCGGCGCCAGCGACCGCAUCAAGCCCGUGGCCGCCCGGCGGCGCGGCGGCGGCGCUGCGCGCGCGGCGGCCGGCGGGGCCUGCCGGCAGCGCCAGCAGCGCGUGGACGGGCGCCAGCGGUGA
Molecule: messenger RNA, 645 nt
Organism: Prorocentrum cordatum
Lineage: Eukaryota; Dinophyceae; Prorocentrales; Prorocentraceae
Source: the annotation of a GenBank genome assembly